UCUGAAUCAAGGGAAAUGUCUUCUUCGAUUCUCCUUGACGAACUCUUCGUGGAAAUUCUAUCAUGGAUUCCGGUGAAGGAUCUCAUGCGAUUAAGGUGCGUGUCAAAGUCAUGGAACUCCCUCGUCUUCGAUCCUACAUUCAUCAAACUGCAUCUUCAAAGAUCUUCAAAAAACACCGACACCCUAUUAACAUUCCGAGACUACGAGAACGAUGAAAGCAGGUACUGUGCCUCACCAUGCUCCAUACACGGUUUUCUCGAUAACCCAUCAUCCACAAUCGAUGCUUGCCACCGAUUCAACCACGAUUACACUGUCUUGGGUGUCUGCAAUGGGUUAGUUUGCUUACAAGAUUCUUACCGUGGGGACGAAAUUGAAGAAUACUGGGUCCGAUUCUGGAACCCCGCCACAAGGGUCAUGUCCGAAGAUUCCCCACGCAUAAGACUUCGUUCUAGUGAUUACAAUUACCCUUAUUUAUUCAUGUUUGGGUUUGGCUACAAUGAUUGGAGUGAUACUUACCAAGUAGUGCUUUUGGAUAAUAAAUCACACAAAAUGGAUGUGAGCGUUCUUUGCUUGGGUGAGACUUGUUGGAGAAAAAUGUUAACUUGUCCUUCUUUUCCCACUCUCAGUCUACAUGGGGCUGCUGUGAGUGGCACUGUGAAUUGGUUAGCACUACCUGAAUUGUGUUCUGGUUAUCGAUGGGAAACUGUUAGUGUGGACGAGUUAGUAAUCUUUUCGUAUGAUCUGAAGAAUGUGAGAUACAGUUAUUUGUCCAUGCCUGAUGGGCUUUUGGAAGUUCCUCCUGAUGUGCCUGUGCUUGAGGUUUUGAAGGGUUGCUUGUGUCUCUCCCAUCAUCAUGGGAAGCGUUUUGUUGUUUGGCUAAUGAGGGAGUUUGGAGUUGAGAAAUCAUGGACCCAUUUGUUGAAUAUAAGCUACGAGAACCUUCAUAUUCAUGGCUUUAUCCAUGCCUUUCCAACUCUUCCAGUGAUUCUGUGUGUGUCUGAGGAUGAUGAUCUCAUGUUGCUGGCAAACUACGACAGUGCGGAGUUUAUUCGGUACAAUAAGAGAGAUGAUAGAAUUGAUCGUCAUGAACUUUUCAAUGAUGAUAAAUUUUACUUUUUCUCUUAUGAUUAUGUUCAAAGCUUGGUUUUGCCGUGUCGAAAUUAAGUUAUCCUGUGUUUGUGUAGAUGGAUUUGUGUUAAACUAUG
This is a messenger RNA of Cajanus cajan (pigeon pea), 1205 nucleotides long. RefSeq names its product F-box/kelch-repeat protein At3g23880. Lineage: Eukaryota; Viridiplantae; Streptophyta; Magnoliopsida; Fabales; Fabaceae. The record is from RefSeq and is a predicted model, not a curated record. Gene Ontology annotation, molecular function: protein binding.